CAUCCUGUUUAAACGCAAUAAAUGGAAUAUUACCAUUGCUGUACGUUUGUCGACGUUUUAAUUAAAUCAUGUGUUAAUCGUGAAAAGAGCAGAAGCAGCGGUGUAAAAUAAUUUAUAUUAUUCGCGAGAUAGAAAAUUCAGUUCCGAUGAGCUUGCGCGUGAAACUAUGCGUCUCGAAUUCAAGGAUAAUUGUAUAAACUCCUGUCCUUCACGUUUAUGGGAAACGAGUUUUAUUCAGAGCUUUGAGUAAUUACGUUAGUUAGUCAAAAUGCGAGAAUAAAUUUAUUGAAGAUUGUAUCUUGGAAUGGGGUCGAGAGAGAGAGAGAGAGAGAGAGACCAGAUUUUGAAAACGAGACAAGUGUCGGAGGUCACAUCCCUAUCUCGUCGGUUUAUCGGGGUUGCUGGUGAAAGUUUAAUGAAAUCACUUAACGGCGACACGUCCCCAGAUCCUAUCUCUUUCGCUUUAACUACAGAACACGUGGGGCGUCGGUAAUUUCUUGAUUAACGCGAUUAUAAUCAUUGUUUCGACAAGCCUAAUCACGUAUGAAGAAUGACCGACGGGAAAUUUAAUUAGCGACGGGAUAUUUACCGAUUUCCAUAGUUGCAUCAAAUUUAAUGAACCGGCAAUGAUUCAUCAUUGAUUAAAUUCCUAGCUUCGCGAAUAAGCGUUAAUUAACAAACUGAUAGGAGCUACGAAUCCUCUGAGCCUUUUGACAGAGAACACUUGUUUAUGCUUGGUACUUACAUGAUUUUCGUUCACGGCCGAAAGAAAAUUGUCACGCGAAAUUGAAAGUCAAUAGCUCAGAAUUAGACCAGGAGGGCAGAGGAGAAAAAUAUGUACGUGGGACGGAAUCGUUCGCACGCAAUCGCCUGGAAACAUCUGAAGCAAUGUGAAGGCUUAAUGACCUGUCAGUUGACGCGGAGGAUCCACGAUUGCGAUGCAAACAUUCGCUCGGUUUGCUCGGGGUAAACACGGCCGAAGCAUAAAACUCUACUAGUUCCCGGCUGAAGUUUAAGUAGUACAAAUCCGCCCUUGGUCAGCCGGGAGACCCUCUGAACGGAAAAAUCCAGCGACGUUUUUCAAUCGUAGAUGGUUCGUCCGCAAAUCUACCAUCCGCAUAAUUCAGUGAAAGCUUUCUGCAAAUAUAGCGAGGGAAAACAGUGAUCAAUACCAUAACUGGUUACGUUUUUAUCGCAGAGUUCCCAUUGGACAAUGUAUGCCAGUUUAGCUUCGAACGUCUGCCUCCACUACCAUCAAUGUCCACUUCUUACUCAUAAUUCUUCCCAUUAUAUUAUAUAAGAAGUGUUACACAGUGCAGUGUAUCGAAUAAUCGGCGAUAAAAUCUGAUAGAGAUGUUCUCAUACGUGAGGAAUUGCACAUUUCUCUGUAUUUUACUUUUCCCAAAGUUUUCUGCUUCCUCGAAAUACUCGAAACUCUAUGACAAAUUGUUGACGAAGUCGUUGUCAACUCGGGAGGUCGACAAUCUCAAAGAAUUGUUGAAUUUCGUUCAGAGAUCCAGUGAGUUUCACCCAUUGACACUUUCCAUAGUUCGACCGGAAUUCCGAUCAGACUUCCUCGAUUUCUUUCUGCGCUACACUACAGAAAACUCGAUAGAAAGUUAUAUAGUAAGGGCGAGAGAUCUCUCUGUAACCCUAGCUUCGAUAAAUAACGUACGAUUCACUUGGAUCUUGAUCAUUCGCGACUGGGCCAGUCUGAACAUUUUUAUUUAUCGGCAACGAAAUCUGUGGAGGUCCAGUAAUCGAUAUCUGAUCAUUUUUACUAACGAAGGAGUUAAAUUACCGUGGAGAGACGCUCUGGAGAAAUUAUGGAGAAAGUAUAACGUUUACAGAGCACUGGUAUUCCUCUCUGAUGAACAUUUUCGUUGCCUGUUGAAUUACAUGCCUUUCGAGGUAUUUAAAUACGGUUUUGGUAGCGUACGCAAGUUGUGCUUAAAGGAGAAUUCCACCGAGGAAUCCGGUCAAAAUUCUUUAGAAAACGAAGAAUCCGAGGUUCUUCAUUUAGACAGGCACACGAAAUUGUUCGAAGAUUUUCGAAACCUGAAUAAUUACCCUUUGAACGUAAUGGUGUUCGAAUCCUUGUUGAUGAACGUCUCGUACACCGAUGAGAAUCAAUUGAUACUGACGAAGCCAGACGCCAGCGUGCUCUUCACUUUGGAGAAAACGAUGGGUGCGAAGUUCCGAGUAAAGGCGAUGAACAAAAUCAAAUUCCGAGAAGAUCCGUUUAAUUAUUCAUUGAGGAGUAUAGAAAAUGGUACAGUCGAUAUGGUGAUUACUGGGUUCUUCAUUAAAUUGUACAGCGACUCGAAGAUGUUCCAAUUCACUUGCGCUAUGUACGAAGACAAACUUUGUUUCCUGGCUCCUGACUCCGGAUUGCUGUCCAAGGCUUACAUGCCUUUUCUACCGUUUAAGAAAAGCUUGUGGAUGCUCCUGAUGGCAUACGACGUAGUCGUCACGCUCCUCUGGUAUUUAGUGAAGUAUAUCGACGAAUCUCUCCAAGGCGGUUCUUCGAAAUCAACAGAUGAACCGAUAUAUCGAGGAGAGAUUCCUCGUUGCGUCACAAGUUUCGUGAUUUUCUUCGAGAAACUCUGCUACCCCUUUGAAAGAGGUGAAACCUUGUCACAAAGGGCUUUACUCUUCGGCACUCUCUUCUUCAGUCUCAUAGUAAACGGGCUGUACCAAAGCUGCUUAGUGUCGAGCUUGAGCAAACCCUUUCACCAGCCUCAGUUGAACACUCUGGAGGAUGUGCUGAACUCCGGGAAGACCGUCGUCACUAAAUACGCGAAUCUGAAAGACAUUUUCCAGGAUGAUUCCGAAGUGGAUUCGAAGCUGUAUCAGAGUAUACAGGUGAUAAGCCAAGGGCGAAAAGAGGAUAUUAAAUAUUUCGUGGCGUACGACGAUAAGAUUUCUCUCACCAGAUAUCAGACGAUGGAACUGGAGGACUUUGAUUAUUACGACGAGGACGAGAAUCCGCUGAUCCACGUGGUCAAUGAAACUCCGAUGAACUACAGAAUUUCUUACGUGCUGAGGUUUCGCUCCCCGUACGCCGAAAGGGUGGACUUUUUAUUACUAAGGCUGAGUGAGUCGGGACUGGUUUGCUUCUGGUUCGAGAACAUGACGCAUCCGAUCAGGCUUGUCAAAGCCAGGAGGAAAUUGGACAAGGAGAAGACAUGGAUUAAACUAGCCAUGGACCACUAUUCUAUCACGUUUUUAUCGCUCGUCGUCGGCCUGUUGGGAUCCAUCGGUAUGUUCGUCGCCGAGGUUUACAUGGCUAGAAGGAAAUAGGGAAUGGGAGCACGUUUCGCAGUUUAUUUUAUCGCACGGAACUUGUAUCGAACUUACUUCGCAGAAUCGUACCGUUCGCAAGGGGGUUUAUAGACGUAGUAAAGCUUUCGGCUCAAAGACUCUGACUCGCACCAUCUUUAUAUUUCCUACAUUUUUAAUCGUAAAAUAUUGCUGGGUUUAAAAACGGUCCGACUUUAAUUCCAAAGGAAAUGCGAAUUCAUUUACUGUAUGAAGCUCAACGAGAAACAAAUCCCUGUAUUAUUUUAAACGGCAAACGGUGUUUGCUGUCUCCCAACGCGUUCGUGUAUGAACAGAAUAUCAUUGUAUUCUAUAAUUAAAAUCCCGAUCGUUACGUGAUUAUUUGCUCACGCUCAUUUAGUGAAACGAGGCGAAUAACAGGAAGAUUAAUUAUGAAAAUUUUUCGCCGAGGCUGCCCGAUAAUUAAUCCGGCGUUCCGAUUGUAUUAAAUGCAAAGAUAAAUAUCCAUUCAAGUCGAUAUGGCGUUUCAUCCCUUAACACGUUGAGCCCCGCUGUCCUUUCCGUUCAGCCCGCAUCGACCACAUUUAUUUCUUAACUUUGAUACUGUCGGUCCCCAGGGAUCGACGCGGGGCUCAACGUGUUAAUCGUCGUAUUCUGAUAGCAAUGGAAACGCGUCUUACGAUGAGCGCACAGCGGAUAAAUCACUCUCUCACAAUCGUAAUCGUAACUUGAACUUUGAAAUUAAAAUUUUGACAUCGGAAAGUAUGAUAAAACUUGUUGACAAUAUUUUUACACGUGAGAUUCGAUGGAAUAAUCGUUUACAGUAGAUUACAGUUUCCCAGCCGUGCGACCUGCGUUCUUAACUCUUCUUAAACGUUAAACGUUUUCGAUAUUCAAAGCACGUACUUCAUU
Messenger RNA from Ceratina calcarata, 4194 nucleotides. RefSeq lists its product as uncharacterized. Bases 1354 to 3303 code for a protein of 649 amino acids. The record is from RefSeq and is a predicted model, not a curated record. Lineage: Eukaryota; Metazoa; Arthropoda; Insecta; Hymenoptera; Apidae. The transcript is spliced from 2 exons.